GCACAUCCCAAAUCACGUGACUUGGCGGCAGGACAAUGGCUGAAGAAGUCAUUCUAGAGAAAGGUUCCUCUUUCAUGGAGCCUUUUAAAGGCGUCUUGUUGGCGUAUUUGAUACCAGAAUUAUGCUACGAUGAGCUUUUUCUCAAUCUCAAUUUUCUACACGUACCAUGUUUAAAGAUUUUACUCAGCAAAGGCCUGGGGAUUGGCAUCAUCCUGGGUUCAGUGAUGGUGAAGCUGCCUCAGAUCUUGAAGAUGAUGGGUGCAAAGAGCGGCGAAGGCCUGAGCUUUCAGUCGGUGCUCCUCGAGCUGCUGGCCGUCACGGGAACGAUGGCCUACAGUAUCGCCAACAAGUUCCCCUUCAGCGCUUGGGGCGAGGCGCUCUUCCUCAUGCUACAGACUGUCACCAUCGGCUUCCUCAUUCAGCACUAUAGAGGGAGAGGUGGCAGAGGUUUCCUUUUUCUGAUCAUAUACUUUGGUCUGCUGGUCGCCGUGCUGUCACCAGUCACCCCCAAGUCAGUGGUGACCACCUUGCAGGCCUCCAACAUGCCUGCCAUCAUCGUCGGCAGGCUGAUUCAGGCAGCCACUAACUUCCGCAACGGCCACACGGGCCAGUUGUCGGCCAUUUCCAUCUUCCUGCUGUUCGCUGGAUCGCUGGCACGCAUCUUCACCUCGCUGCAGGAAACGGGCGACACCCUGAUGGCCUUUACCUAUGUCAUCUCCUCGGCCUGCAACGGGAUCCUCGCCCUGCAGGUUCUCUACUACUGGAACAGCUUGGCCGAGCGCAAGAAGAAGAAAAAGAAGAAGAAGAGAGAGUAGGCAAAUAAUCCAUCCCCAAUUACAGAGCAACACGCUCGCACUGUAAGGUAUCCAGGAAACUUGACCAGAAACACAGCAUGCCCCCCCUCCCAAAAAAAAAAGAAAUCAACAAAAUAACAUUCCUUCAAGUUGGAAAUGAAUUCUGAUUGUGAUCAUGAAUAAAAUUGUACAAAGUUUGAA
Messenger RNA from Syngnathus typhle (broad-nosed pipefish), 995 nucleotides. It is a transcript of the gene mpdu1b, whose product is annotated as mannose-P-dolichol utilization defect 1b. The transcript has 7 exons. The record is from RefSeq and is a predicted model, not a curated record. Gene Ontology annotation, biological process: oligosaccharide biosynthetic process. Bases 36 to 815 code for a protein of 259 amino acids. Lineage: Eukaryota; Metazoa; Chordata; Actinopteri; Syngnathiformes; Syngnathidae.